AUGAGUGAUUAUAGUAGCGAUGAAGACACAACUUGUCCAAUUUGCUGUGAAGAUUUGGAUAUCACAGAUAAACAUUUUCAACCUUGUCCCUGCGGAUUUAAAAUAUGUUCGUGGUGCUGGAACAAGAUAGACAACUCCAGUAAACGUUGCCCAGCAUGUAGAAGAGAAUACGAAAAAUCAAAUAUUGAAUUUACUCCACCAGAUCCAGAAUUAAUCCAACAAGAGAAGAAACAAAAGGAGAAAAAGAAAAAACCACACAUCAACAGAAAACAACUAGCUAACGUCAGGGUGAUACAGCGUAAUUUAGUAUAUGUUGUUGGUUUAACACUCUCCGUUGCUAAACACGAUUGGUUAAAACAUACAGACAAUUUCGCAAAAUAUGGUAAAAUUAAGAAAGUAGUCAUCAACAAGAGUAAUUUACACAAUUCAUCACACAUAGCACCGAAUAGAACUCCUACAGUUAGUGCUUAUAUAACCUAUGUUCGGAAGGAGGAUGCAUAUAAAGCCAUAAGAGCUGUGGAUAAGACCUAUCUUGAUGGCAAACAACUUCGCGCAUCUUUUGGAACAACAAAGUACUGUGCAUAUUUUUUGAAAGGUAUUGCCUGUACCAAUCCCGACUGUAUGUAUCUGCAUGAAUAUGGAAAUGACGAGGAUACUUUCAAUAAGGACGAAAUUGUAUUAAGAAAUGGCCUGCCAGUUCCACAUAAUUUAGAGAAGAUGUCUCAAUUUUACCCUCCAGAUGAUGAUUCUCAGCCAAUAGAAAAACAUUUCUGGAAGUAUCCUAACUCUAAUAGAGAACCUGAGGAUGAUGAGUCAAAUGAUGAAUCGGAGUCAUCUAUCGGAGCUUCUCAUAGCAGAAGUAAUAGCGGAAUUCGCCAUUAUGACGAUGAUGAUGGCAUUGACGAUGACCAAAUAACAGAGGACGACGAUGACAUACAAGAUGACGAAGAUGAAGAAUAUGCUGAAGAGACAAUAGUGAAUGCUGGGGGAGGAGUACAAUUAGCGAGAUCAUCACGAGCAAACGGCUCUGCUUCAGGAAGCAACAGUCGAAGACAUGAUCCUUACCAUGAUCACACUAUUGACGAUUAUUAUUACGGCGGUGAUGAUGAUGAUGAGGAAGUGGACGACGAUCAUGAGGUUCAAACUGAAUAUGCUAACAUUACAACAAAGGUUAUUGACAAUAGCAAAGAGUCAAUUCUUCCAAAGACAGCUCGCUGGGGUCAACAACCAGUUUUACCAGUUACUGCUACAGCCUCUUCCUCUACGACGACAUCAAAUAGCCCUCUUCCAGCUUCAUUAUCUUCGUUAAGUAAUAUAGCUACGAAUAUAACAAAGAGUAAGAAAAAGAAUACAAAUAAGAACAAAAAGAGCAGUAAGAAUAAGAACAAAAACAAGAACAAGUCAACCAAAGCUAAGGAAGCAGAAGGUUCAGAUACAGCAGCCACAAGCUCAACCACUAAUAAUCAAGAUACACAAAACAAUGUCACCACCGAUGCAGCAUCAAGUGGCAGAUCUAGCACAGACCAUAGUAUGGAAGAGGUCACAACAGAGAAUCAAGCUAUCAUUGAGAGCACACAAAUUAAUGAAGAGAUACAGCCUAAAUCUGAACUAGAAGGAUUGGAUGACUCUGUUAUUGAGACACACCCUACCUUGGAAAUGUUGGGAAUUGAGCCUAACCCUCCAUCCGAUGCAGUGACCUCUAGCAUUGGAAGAUCAAAAUUAUUGUCUUUAGUUGAAUCAAGCUCUCCAGCGAAUGUAUCAACAAACAUUAAGAACCCAUUCUCUACUGAUCCUACUCAAGCUUUCUCAUUUACCCAGAUAUCUCAACCACAGCCUCAACAACAACAACAACAACAACAAUACUUUGGAUAUCCUCAACAGGUACAACAGUUAUUUGCUUCAUUCCAAGGAUAUGACCCUUACUACCAGCAAUAUUUUGAUAAUUCUUGGACAAUGUCUUCCUUUGCAGACACAAAACGCACAUCUUCGAGAUUCUUUAAUCAAACAACAGCAGAGACAAAAGAUACACAACAACAACAACAAUUUACUCCACAACCUCCACAAAUGCAACCACCACAAGCACAGCAUUUCCCAAUGAACACAGAUAUGUGGAGCAUGCAAUCUGUCCCUUCAUACCUCUCAAAUCCAUCAAGCCAUCAGAGCAGUAGAUUCUUUGGAGGUGCCAAACAAACAAACAAUAGCCAACCAGAGCAAAACCCUCAAGUUUUCAACAAUGCUGAUCUUCAGAACAGUUUUAGAGCCUUACUUCCCAAUGUAAAUAUUACAUUUGCAAGCCAAAAUAACAACACAAGUGAAGCAUCUCAAACCUCUGCUGACUGGGGAUAUUCAAAAUUUGUCAAUCCGACACCGAUGGCCAACGAGUCUGCUCCAAUUCCUCCAAGCUUGUACUCCCCUCAAUAUUCAGACUUUUUCACUCAACGUAUUCCUCAACAACAAACCACCAACAAUGCUUCAUGGAGCUGGAAAUAA
This is a messenger RNA of Naegleria lovaniensis, 2490 nucleotides long. RefSeq lists its product as uncharacterized. Gene Ontology annotation, cellular component: CCR4-NOT complex. The record is from RefSeq and is a predicted model, not a curated record. Bases 1 to 2490 code for a protein of 829 amino acids. Gene Ontology annotation, molecular function: ubiquitin-protein transferase activity; RNA binding; metal ion binding. NCBI's taxonomy places the organism in Eukaryota, Heterolobosea, Eutetramitea, Acrasida, Naegleriidae. The transcript has a single exon. Gene Ontology annotation, biological process: protein ubiquitination.